AUGGCCUACACAUCAAGAGAUCCUCACAUGGCCGAGCAGAUAGAGAUGGUCAAAAGGCUGGCAACACUGGAGACAGAGCUGAGAAUCGAGAGACAACAGCAUGCAUUGGCACAGCAAUGCGUCACUUACAUGGCACGUCAACUCGCCUCUCAGAACCAACAAUCUACAACCACAGCUCUCAGAAAAGAAUCCCAGCCCCGCGGCAGAAGACUCGAGAGAUGUGCAGCCAACCCCAGAAAUCAAGCAGAGAUUGAGCAAAAGCCAGAAGUGAGAGCAGAUGGAGGAAGAGAGCUGAUGGCAAAGCCACUGGCCGAGGAGGAGGAUCUUCUCGCUUGUGACGACGUGGAACUGCCAGUGGACUCUGUGCACUCGCCUAUCCUGGUACCUCUCAAAACACGACCUAUACCCGCUGGUCCAAGAUCCAAGCAGACAUUCAAAACCAAAUGUCUGGCUUUUCUGAAGCGCGAUGAAGAAAAACAUGAGCUAGUCGACACCGAUAAGGACGCAGAAGGCACACUUUUCACCUUCGAGAACAGCGGCGAUGGCUGCAGCAAAGAUCCUCCUUCAAGCGACAACGACGACGCAAAACUCAAUCCAGCUCCCGACGGACAGGAUGCAAAGAAGCAUGAACAGCCACUUACGCUCAAGAGUCUCUCGGAUCGCUACAAGGACCGCAAGCCCACAGAGGAUGGUCUCGACGCAUCAGUAUGGGCCGAGAGACCUUUCACUAUAUCCGGGCCGCUUGUCGAGAGACAGAGAGGCGUUCAAAGCGAAGCAGAGCAGAGAGCCGACACGGCAGAGGAGCAAGAGGAUCUGAUGCAGUUUCCUGGAACGGAUACGGUUGAAGAGCUUAUCUUGAGCGAGGAGCAAGAGGAAGAGGCCAAGCAAAAGCAUGCAGCAGAACUCCGAAAAAACCAAGCACUGGUCAUGUACGAUCCAUCUCUCAGCGAGGACGCUUUUCGCACAGUGCUGGUGACCGAAAUACCGAAGGAACGUUCGGCUGCAGAUGUGAUGCGCAUGGUCUCAGGAGGCAUGAUCGUCAAGGUUCAGUCCAUGGAUACGACACCCAUCACAGGCAGCAGGACAAUGAUGAUCACAUUUCUGGACGGCCGUGACGCCCGCGACUUCUUGAGGUCGGUGAAGGGCAAGACGAAGCCAAGAUUCAGUCUCCUCCAGACACCGACCUACCCUACUUUGCGGAACCUCGUCUACGACAUGGAGUAUAAUGGUAUCACACGUUGCUUGGCCAUCCACGGUCUACACGAAGACAUCACGUUGGAGGGACUUUGUGGGGCUACAUGCCGACCAAAACACAAGCAAGACAGCGUGCUCGAUGCCAGCAGAGACGAACAAGGAGUAUGCCACCUCGAGUUUACAUCUGUGACGGCAGCUACGGAAGGUCGCUGGGAGCUGAACAAAAAGCUCUUCAGACGCUUCACCAGAAUAUCGCAUGAAGUGGAUCCGUGCGACCGCAGAAUUUCUGGCAUCGAUGAAGACGGAGAGGAGGAGGAACUUGGAAGUAGGGAAAACGAACAAAGCAAUAUUGUCGAAUUGGGAGAUGGAACCGAGACUGAGAGUGAGACGCAGGCAGGAGCCGAGACCGAGUCGAGGUCGUCUGCAGGAGAAAAGGAUGCGGAUGGAUGGCCGAUCGGAGGGUUGGAUUACGAUUGA
Aureobasidium uvarum is the source of this 1671-nucleotide messenger RNA. The record is from the annotation of a GenBank genome assembly. Lineage: Eukaryota; Fungi; Ascomycota; Dothideomycetes; Dothideales; Saccotheciaceae.